UUUUACACUUCCGGGACACGUCAACGAAGUCAGCGCUCAGACGAACGUCAGCCUUUGGCUGCAUCGCUCUACCAGAAUCAUCAUGGAGACUUUGUACAGCAUUCCGUUCGUUGUUCUUGAAUGUCCGAAUAUAAAGCUGAAGAAGCCUUCAUGGCUGCACAUGCCGUCGGCCAUGACCGUGUAUGCGAUCGUUAUUGUGUCCUACUUUCUCAUCACAGGAGGAAUCAUCUACGAUGUUAUUGUAGAGCCUCCAAGUGUUGGCUCGAUGACUGAUGAGCAUGGACACCAACGGCCAGUUGCCUUCCUGGCUUACAGAGUUAACGGCCAGUACAUUAUGGAAGGUCUGGCCUCAAGUUUUCUCUUCACAAUGGGAGGCCUGGGUUUCAUAAUCCUGGACCGCUCCAACGCACCGAACAUUCCAAAACUCAACCGCUUCCUGCUUCUCUUCAUCGGGUUUAUCAGCGUUCUCCUCAGCUUCUUCAUGGCCAGAGUGUUCAUGCGCAUGAAGCUUCCAGGAUACCUCAUGGGCUAAGGAUACAAACAUCAAAGAUCAACAGAGUCAGACAUAAAUGGCACUGGCGUCCUACAGGAAGUAGCAUUUAGAUCACCUGUAAAUGUUACUGCUCAUCACACAUGAAGACAUUUUGGAUUGGAAGCACUGACCAGCUGAAGAACUGAGACCAUCCCGUCACAGUCGCAUCUGCUCUGUUUGACUUCAUUUCUCCCUUUUCUUUCACCAUCACGUUAGUCUUUGUUGGCUCUGUUUGUAGGUUAUCACAGGAAAACCUAUUGCCACUAUAGCAUACAUCAGUAGAGGGUGAAAUGUUCAUGAAGGCGAGAAAUGGUGAGGAUGAAGCAUUCAGAAAUAAAAUGAGUUCUAUGUGAUUCUAUGGGUGUCUACAUUGGUCUGCUUUGUAUAGAAAAGGUCUUGAACCUGUAACGGUUUCAUUUUUGUACAAGGUUGUGAAAUAAAUCUCCCUUUACAGAAAUCCUCCAGCUUUUUAUUUGCUUCAGUCCUUAAAGAGAAACUUACCAGCUUGGGUUUUGUUCAUCAGUGAUCCUGGAUGCUGUCACUGCUUUUUGUUCUCUUCUGUCUUGCUGGGUUGUUUCCUGAAAACGGAUCAGUUCACCUGUUUGAAUUCAAAUAAAAUGCCAUUUUUCCUCCACAAGGUGGCGUUACUGCUCACAUUUUUUUUGUUCCGAGUUGCUUUUGAGCUAGUGUCCCAUGGAGCACCCCAUAUUGUUCUUCAGACAUGUUUGUUUUCCUCUCGUCUUUGAUCACCAACUGUAAACUUUAAUAAUUAUUUUCAUGAGAUUUGAGAAUCAUGUGAUUAAUGAUCUACAUAGAAACUGGACCACAGUGAAAUAAAAGAAGAAACUUU
Messenger RNA from Nothobranchius furzeri (turquoise killifish), 1382 nucleotides. RefSeq names its product oligosaccharyltransferase complex subunit (gene ostc). NCBI's taxonomy places the organism in Eukaryota, Metazoa, Chordata, Actinopteri, Cyprinodontiformes, Nothobranchiidae. Gene Ontology annotation, cellular component: oligosaccharyltransferase complex. The record is from RefSeq and is a predicted model, not a curated record.